Molecule: messenger RNA, 1755 nt
Organism: Phlebotomus papatasi
Lineage: Eukaryota; Metazoa; Arthropoda; Insecta; Diptera; Psychodidae
Exons: 3
Coding region: 204-1418 (404 amino acids)
Source: RefSeq, a predicted model, not a curated record
AGUCAUUGGGAGUUAGUCUGCCGAAGACAGUGUCUCAGUGAAGUUGUCUUUUACUUCGCUUGCAGUGUUCAGAAUAGACGAUUGAAGAUUCUUAUAUACAUUGAAAGCUUUUCUAAGCUUACCUCUUAUCUCUUUUUUCCACAAAUAAAAAACUUUUAAGAACCUGAGAGAUUCAUAAAAAAAAAGUGAAGUGCAAGUGUAUUAUGGAAAAAAUGGUGAAAAAUCUCUUUGGUUCUGUUAUUGUCCUGUUAAUUGGGAAAUUCUUCACACUAAAUACAGUUUGUGGCACCCCAAAUCAUUUUUACGACAUUAAAUCCCUAUCUGGAGAACCUAACUAUCGCUCCGUAAAUCUCACAUGGGAGAUCGAAGAGGUGGCACAUCAGGAGCCAACAAUCUCUGCUCAGACACCAGCUUUCACCGUCUUCUACUGCGAGAUGCAAGCAUGGGGCGCCCACAGAUGCAAAUCUAAGAUCUUUCAAGACAAUGAGAUUGACGGUUCUCGACAAAAGAGGCAGUAUUCAAUGGUUAUUGACAAUUUGAGAAUGGCCACGAAAUACACCUUUCAUGUGAAGGAGCAAAAAGCUCCAGAAUCCAGAGGACCAUCAGCCAGGGCAGACUUUAGCGAGGAAAAUUCCCUAGAAGAUCAAGCUUCAAUCCGUGGACAAACAAUCAUAAUUCCCACCAAAGGGUUUGCUGCACAUGCCACAAAAUGCCUUCCGAAUGCUUCAGAAAUCGAAGUGGAAACAGGCCCCUUCUUUGGUGGUCGCAUCAUCGCCGAGGGCAGCAAUUGUGGCAUUAAAGGAGACGCCAAUGAUCCCCGGUCUAGCUAUAUAAUGCGCAUAGAUCACGAAAAGUGCGGUAGCCGAGUAAAUAAAGAGGAAUACACAGUUAAAACCUUGAUCACUGUGCAGGAGAAUAUGGGUAUCUUCACUCACAGUACUCGACGUUUUGUGGUAGUCUGUACAUAUCAACCGGAAACACUCACAGUAAGGGCAAGUUUUGCUGUUCCUGGACGUGGAGGAGCAACAGUGAUGUCCCCAGAUUGGCACAAAGAGCACGCACGAAGUGGCCGUGAAAGAAACUUUAGGAUGGUGCACCGAAAUGAGUUAAUCACAAAAGAAAAUGAUCCUGAUCGCUCAGAUUUUGCCGGAGAAGCAGAAUCUGAGAAUAUGAUUGGUGAUUCGGACUACUUCAGUGAGGCCAAAUUCUCUCGACUGAUCGAUGAUCAUGUGAGUGAUCGCGAUCUCGCCUCUGGGAGUGAGAUCCCAUCUGGUCGAGGGUACACGGGACUUGUGAUUGCAAUCUCAUUGUCAGUGAUCACAAUGGGAUCACUCAUUUAUCUCCUGAAGCGUGAAUUGAGACAGAAGGAGCUCAUCAAGAAGCAAUUAACUUUCACCGAUGAUAGGUUUAUGCCAUGAAUAUCGACAAACCAUGUAAAUAUAGACUCUCUCUCUAUCCUAAAGCACCAACAGCCCAAUAUGCUCUCUUGUCUUAUCAAAUAGAAAGCAUUAUUUUGCGCUCAACUUCUGUUUGAUUGAAGAUAACAAGGCAUAGAACACCCAAUAAUAUUCCACGUACUACAGUGCCCAUCGAAAGUAUGGGACACUUUUCGAAAGUGCAAAAAUAAGAAUUUCCGAAGUAAAAUGUAUUACUUUGGAUUUAGUGAUGGUAAUGAAAUUUUAAAAACUUGUUUAAGUAAUAUUAUAUAAUUUUUUUUGUACGACUAUUCAAUAAAGAAAAGACUUUUUCUAAUAA